GACGGUUCGAGUAAGUGAUAUUUCGGAACAGAAUCUAGUUCCUUCGAUACCAAUGUAUUCUAGUAAUAUAAAUUUUUUCUGUGUUGGUGUAGUGUACUCAGGUGAAUAUGAUAUUUGUGGUGUUACUCUGAGUGUAUAUCCACACCGGGCGAGCUUGAAAAAUAUGCCCGGCCACGGUGGGAUUCGAACCUACGACCUUUGGAGUACUAGCCCAAUGCUCUUCCAACUGAGCUAAGCGGUCAGGACGGUUCGAGUAAGUGAUAUUUCGGAACAGAAUCUAGUUCCUUCAAUACCAAUGUAUUCUAGUAAUAUGAUUUUUUUUCUGUGUUGGUGUAGUGUACUCAGGUGAAUAUGAUAUUUGUGGUGUUACUCUGAGUGCAUAUCCACACCGGGCGAGCUUGAAAAUAUGCCCGGCCACGGUGGGAUUCGAACCUACGACCUUUGGAAUACUAGCCCAAUGCUCUUCCAACUGAGCUACGCGGUCAGGACGGUUCGAGUAAGUGAUAUUUCGGAACAGAAUCUAGUUCCUACGAUACCAAUGUAUUCUAGUAAUAUAAAUUUUUUUCUGUGUUGGUGUAGUGUACUCAGGUGUAUAUGAUAUUUGUGGUGUUACUCUGAGUGUAUAUCCACACCGGGCGAGCUUGAAAAAUAUGCCCGGCCACGGUGGGAUUCGAACCUACGACCUUUGGAAUGCUAGCCCAAUGCUCUUCCAACUGAGCUACGCGGUGAGGACGGUUCGAGUAAGUGAUAUUUCGGAACAGUAUCUAGUUCCUUCAAUACCAAUAUGUUCUAGUAAUAUGAAUUUUUUUUUCUCUGUGUUGGUGUUGUGUACUCAGGCGAAUAAUAUGUUUGCGAUGUUACUCUGAGUGCAUAUCCACACCGGGCGAGCUUGAAAAAUAUGCCCGGCCACGGUGGGAUUCGAACCUACGACCUUUGGAAUACUAGCCCAAUGCUCUUCCAACUGAGCUACGCGGUCAGGACGGUUCGAGUAAGUGAUAUUUCGGAACAGAAUCUAGUUCCUUCGAUACCAAUGUAUUCUAGUAAUAUAAAUUUUUUUCUGUGUUGUUGUAGUGUACUCAGGUGAAUAUAUGAUAUUUGUGGUGUUACUCUGAGUGUAUAUCCACACCGGGCGAGCUUGAAAAAUAUGCCCGGCCACGGUGGGAUUCGAACCUACGACCUUCGGAAUACUAGCCCAAUGCUCUUCCAACUGAGGUACGCGGUCAGGACGGUUCGAGUAAGUGAUAUUUCGGAACAGAAUCUAGUUCCUUCGAUACCAAUGUAUUCUAGUAAUAUAAAUUUUUUUCUGUGUUGGUUUAGUGUACUCAGGUGAAUAUGAUAUUUGUGGUGUUACUCUGAGUGUAUAUCCACACCGGGCGAGCUUGAAAAAUAUGCCCGGCCACGGUGGGAUUCGAAUCUACGACCUUUGGAAUACUAGCCCAAUGCUCUUCCAACUGAGCUACGCGGUCAGGACGGUUCGAGUAAAAUUUAUAUUACUAGAAUACAUUGGUAUCGAAGGACCUAGAUUCUGUUCCGAAAUAUCACUUACUCGAACCGUCCUGACCGCGUAGCUCAGUUGGAAGAGCAUUGGGCUAGUAUUCCAAAGGUCGUAGGUUCGAAUCCCACCGUGGCCGGGCAUAUUUUUCAAGCUCGCCCGGUAUGGAUAUACACUCAGAGUAACACCACAAAUAUCAUAUUCACCUGAGUACACUACACCAACACAGAAAAAAAUUAAUAUUUACGAUGUUAUCUUUUCAUUUUUGUUUUGUUUUGUUAAAGGAUAUACCGGAAAUUCUUCUUGAUAUCAGAACUGCGCCAAAGAGAGAAAAGGUGUACGCUGAUCACGGUACUGGCGCAAAAAAGGGAAUAUGUGUUUUCCAGGCUACAUUGGACGAAAUUCCUGAUGGCUACUAUUUUAUUGGGCAGGUCGCAGUUGGACAAACCGAGUCAGUAGAUGUACCCAAAUCUUCCGUAAUUUUGGUAAAGCCGUUGCUUGCCAACCUUAUAAAGCCACCACUAUAUUACGAAUCCAAAUGGAAUGAUAAGGAUUCUGGAGGAAAGAUAGAUUGUUCAUUUUGGAGAGUCGUUGCUCCCGAGGGCUACGUAGCACUGGGGGAUGUUGUUACCAACAACUACUCGGAGCCGUCUAGUAAAUUCACCGCCAAAUUUGCCUGCAUUAGAAAAGAUUUGUUGGUACCAGGAAAGUUCACCAACCUAUGGGAUGAUCGUGGUUCCGGCGCAAAACUAGAUGGAUCUGCUUGGCAAGUUGAUGGCCCUGGUCUUGCAGGAUUGUUUAAAGUUCAGAGUGGCUACCAGGAACCAGCUAUGCCAGCUUUUGUACUCCCUGCCAAGCUAGUUCAAAAGAAAUGA
Messenger RNA from Paramuricea clavata, 2367 nucleotides. The record is from the annotation of a GenBank genome assembly. Lineage: Eukaryota; Metazoa; Cnidaria; Anthozoa; Malacalcyonacea; Plexauridae.